AUGCAGACUUGUUCCGCGACCGGCUGUGAUGUGAUAGGACUUCAGGAGACCCGACGAGAGGGGCAAGGUUCAAUUGCACACGACGGGCACGUGAUCAUCUGGAGUGGCGCCCGCGCUGGCACCAAGGACAAGAGGGGGGUACACGGGGUGGGCAUAGCGAUCAAGGAGGCCAUGUGGGAGAGUGUGGGCGAGGAAGGUAGGACGGUGGAGUGCAUUAGCCCGAGGCUGAUGAAGGUGCGUCUACAAAUUGGCCGCACCUGCGGAGUAACUUUCGUGGUGGGGUACGCCCCCACGGAAACUGUCCGCACCACCGCGGGCGGUGAUGUUAACGCCAAGGACUCCUUCUGGACUGCUCUCGACGCAGCGAUCCGGGAGCACGCAUUCCAGAGCUCCAACAAGGGGAAGGAGAAGUACCGCCUCGACUUCAUACUCAUGCGUCAGACGGACCGGCGCUUCGUGCGUAAUGUCUCCGUCAAACGUGUCGACUUCAAAGACUCUGACCACAACCUCGUGCUUACGACUGUCCGCCUCCCCCCCCGUGUCGCACCCAACCGACGAGUGCGGGGGAACAGCAGAGGCAGCCGGAUCCGUACUGACCUCGAGCGGGUAACGAAGGACAAACACCUACGGGUCGCCUUCCACAACAGGGCCUCCGGCCGCCCUCCGCCCACGGCGCUGAGGCGGCCAACGGGAGAGACCGCUGCCGAGCUGACGGCUACGGUGAUGUCGGCCGCUGCUGAGACCGCGCCGCUGGCGAGGUGCGCACGAGGGCAGAGAGGCUGGUACACGAGCGAAGCGCAGCAUGAGAUCUCCGAAGCGUCUAAAGAGGUAAAGGUGGCCCAGCAGCAACUGCGUGGGGCCUCAAAGAACAGCGCCGUCGAGGCGACCCUGAAGGCGAUGCUCAAGGCGGCGCGGAAGAAGCGCAGCAUCGCGAGGUGGAGAGCACUGGAAACGUUCUUCGAGGGCUAUGUACGGCAGCUCGAGAAGAAGAGCCGCGAGGGGGAUCAGGCGGGUUUCUACAGGCACCUGAAGAUGAUCGACGUCGAAGGUAAGAGGUCGUUCACCUCUCAGAACAUCAAGGACGAGGACGGCAAGGUCCUUCGGGACCCCACGUUUAUUCGCCAGCGGUGGGCACGGUGGUUCCACAAGUUUCUCAGCACCAAGUCGCCGACCAUCGACCUGCAUGCGGCUGACAAGGUCAAGCGGUGGCCCACGUGCGUGCCACUCGACGUCAUUCCAUCUCUACUUGAGGUUGAGGAAGCGGUACGGGAAAUGGCCAACAGAAAGGCCGUCGGGCCGGACGACCUACCGGCUGAGCUGAUCAAGCUUUUCCUGGACGGAGAUCAAGGUCUCCUCCGCGAAUUCCACGCCAUUGUCGUGGACGUGUGGCAGACUGGGGACGUACCACAGCAGUGGAAGGAUGGCACCAUCAAAGUGCUGUUCAAGAAGGGGGACACGAUGGAGUGCGGCAACUACCGGGGCAUCUCUCUCGUCGCACACGCCGGCAAGUUGCUGCUUAAGGUCGUCGCUACACGACUGAGCCACUACUGCGAGCGAGAGGGCAUCCUCCCGGAGGAGCAGAGCGGUUUCCGCCCACACCGGUCGACGCUCGACAUGCUGCUCGCCAUCCAGCGGCUCCAUGAGCUCGCGAGGAAAAAGAGUACUGCGGUA
This is a messenger RNA of Ectocarpus sp. CCAP 1310/34, 1671 nucleotides long. The record is from the annotation of a GenBank genome assembly. Lineage: Eukaryota; Phaeophyceae; Ectocarpales; Ectocarpaceae.